Messenger RNA from Salvia hispanica, 2066 nucleotides. RefSeq lists its product as uncharacterized. Gene Ontology annotation, cellular component: nuclear envelope. The record is from RefSeq and is a predicted model, not a curated record. NCBI's taxonomy places the organism in Eukaryota, Viridiplantae, Streptophyta, Magnoliopsida, Lamiales, Lamiaceae. Gene Ontology annotation, biological process: nuclear membrane organization.
AAACUGACAUCAUAACUAUUUCGUGAAAUGUAGCUGAAAACAAACCGAUUUCAGUCGCUCCAUUUUCAAAACUUCCAAUUUCCCCCAAAUAUGGCGUCUCCGCCCGAUUCUCGCUCCGGCGCCGGCGGAAAAAUGGUCACCAACCGUCGGCGGCAGCGCCUCGCCGCUACGCCGUACGACCGCCCGCUUCCUAGUCCCUCGCUUAAAAGCCCUAAUUGGCUCACCGGUGUCGUUAUACCCUCCGCUCGCGCCCUAGCUUCUGGCGCCGGGAAAUUCAUCUCCUCCGCCAUCUUCUCCGACUCGGAAUCCUCCUCUUCCGAAGAUUUCGACUCCGCUUCUGAGGAUGGUGCUGACAACAUUAAUGAGUAUGAAAGCCCACGUGAUGGAGUCAAUGCAUUGAAUGAGGAGAAACUGACUGGAGGAGAAAUGAAGGAAUAUGGACGAGAGUCUCAGCUCAGUAUGCAGAGAUCUGAAACCAAGUGGCUAAUCGAGCAGCUCAUUAUGCAGGAGAAUUUUUCAAGGGAAGAGUGUGAUAGGCUGACUAAAGUUCUUCAUUCACGAGUUAAUCACUGGUCGGUCGAAACAGGGGAUAAAAGAUCAAUUGCAAAUUCCCCUCGGAAAACUGAUGAAGAAGAUCCGUAUAUUCUCAAUAAGGCUGUUCAGGAAGCUAGAAACUGGUUUCAAGAGAAGAAAGGGGGGUCCAGUUCGGUGGCAGAGUUUGCACACGGAACUUGUAAUCUUAACUCUGCUGCAAUUGACCAUAUGGAAAUUGGAGCUGGUUCCCCUGUGGAUAUGGCCAGAUCUUAUAUGAAGGAAAGGCCUCCUUGGGCAUCUCCAACAGAACAUGUUGAAUUGAGAACCCCGUUGACUACAACUAUGAAGCUUUUCAAGGAACGAACGCCAUAUUCAGUUACUGAAGAUAUUUUGUCAUCAUCACAGAGACGGAGUUCUCUUGCAUCUGAGUCCUGGAAUAUCCAGGAAGAAUUGCGGAAAGUGCGCUCAAAAGCAGUCGAAGAUAUGCUGCGCACACCACCUGCUAAAUAUGAUUCAUCGUUUUCAAUUGCAGCAACUAAGGAGGAGUCCAUGGGAGCUGGUGGUGUUGGAGAAGAAAUAUUUAAGUCACACUUUUUUUGGAAAACAAAGCCCAUAGAUGCUUUUAUGGAUGUUGGAGUGAAUGCUGAUCCUGCCCUUGUAGCUUUAGAAUCCAGACAAGAUGCUAAGGGCAGUGAAACACCAUCAUCACAUCCAGAUGCUUCAGCUUCUGAAAUUAUUAAGGAUCCAGAAACAAUUCCAAAUGAUGGCGUGCAUGCUCCAUCUAAGCUCUCACACCCUACCAGUCCUGUUCACACCGACCAGCAUUCCGCCGAUCCACAUGCAGCUAAGAUUGGUGGACCUCCAGAAACCGGGGUAGCUGAACCUGGAGGAAGUCCGUGUACAAAUGGUUUCACACCAGCUCAAGCCAGUUCUCCAGAAGCAGUUGGCGCACAGAACUCAAAGCAAUACGACGUGGAAAACCAUAAUGAUGCUGCAAGCAACAAGAACAUGCCAACAAAUGGUACCACCAACAUGGAUGGCAACUGCGAGCUUCUCACUGAAGCCGACAUGGAAGUACCUACCGUCACAGAAACCGAGAGCAUAAACAGCGGUUCUCAUAUUAGCGUGGACAUGCAAAAUGAAGAAUCACAACUCGAGACGACUCAGCCAUCCGCAGAGGAGAAGCCAGAGGUUGUGAUGACUGCCAAGCAGCAAGCAAAAAAAGUGGGUAGAACCACUAGAAGAAGCAACCGAACUAAAGGUAAAUGAUGGAGCUUCGCUUGCUGUUUUAGAGCAGUUUAUGUUGUAACUAUCAAGAGAUAGAUCUCCCACUGUUUGCUGGUUUAGGAUUAUAUUCUAGGUGUUGCACUUUAGGACCAUAGAUCGUUCGAGUUAAUUUAUGAAAAAAAAGCCUGUAGUUUUUUCUUAGAACAGAGAUUAUUGCUCAACUAGGGAUCUGUUUGAAUGUGAAAUCUCUCUGUAAAAUGGUGUUUCAUUUUAUCUGAUAUGCCAUGCUCUGUUUAUUUGGGUAA